Molecule: messenger RNA, 996 nt
Organism: Pundamilia nyererei
Lineage: Eukaryota; Metazoa; Chordata; Actinopteri; Cichliformes; Cichlidae
Product: C-reactive protein-like
Exons: 3
Coding region: 156-854 (232 amino acids)
Source: RefSeq, a predicted model, not a curated record
CAAAACAACCACACAGGAAUAAGAAUGAGAAUCAUCAUUUCUCCUGUCAGACUGUUUUUGUUCAAAGGAGACAAGGACAAAGAGAAACACCAUUGCUGCAGUAUUCACAGGUGUAAAAGACACUGAAACACCUCUUGUUUCUCAUCAUCAUCAUCAUGGAGUCAUCAUCGAUGCUGCUCUUCAUCCUUCUCUGGACUGUCGGAAGGAGUGAGGUUCAAGAUCUGUCGGGGAAACAGUUCACAUUUCCCAGCGACCCCAAAGGCAUAAACCAGCCCCGCGUUGCUCUUCGUGCUAACACCCGCUUGAUCACUGUCAUGACUGUAUGCCUUCGCUUCUUCUCCCAGCUGAACCGGAUGCAGGGACUCUUCUCUUUGGCCACCCGAGACCACUCAAAUGCUCUGAUGCUAAAUAAAGACGCUGAGGGGUCCUACAAGGUCCACGCGGGCGACGACACCUACAUAUUCACAAAGCUACCCACAAACAGGAUGGACUGGAACUCGGUCUGUUGGACCUGGGACUCUCGGACCGGGCUGACCCAGCUGUGGCUGAACGGACUUCGAACCUCACAGAAGUUGGUGGGACAGAACUAUCUGGUCAAUGGUGAUCUGAGCAUCAUUGUCGGUCAGGAGCAGGAUGCGUACGGAGGUGGGUUCGACAGGAAUGACUCGUUUGAAGGUGACAUUACCGACCUGCACAUGUGGGACCGGGUGGUGUCUGCGUGCGACCUCAGGUCCUACAUGAAUCAGGGCUCCUUCUCUCCGGGAAACCUCCUCAACUGGAACAACCUGAACUUUGAUGUGUCAGGGAACGUCUCCAUCCAGGAUGCAGAUUUUGAGGAACCAGUCUGUCAGUAAAGUGUUCUUACUGUGAGCGUAGGGCUUCAAGUUCCAGCUUCAAGCACUUUUUAUGAAACAGCAGCCAUUCGGUGGAUGCUUCAUGCUGGCUGAUGCUGUGUCAUCGUUUCCAGAUCAAUUAAAGUUCCGAUGUCUCAUUCUG